AUGUCUAUUAAUUCCUCGUAUUCGGCAGCAGCAAAUCCAGUGGUGGUGGACACAGUGCAAGAGCAUGUGGUGGACACACAUGGAAAGACAAUUAUUCAACAAUAUCAUUAUCAUUAUUACAAUACAGAUCCAGCCACCGAUGUUAAUACUCAACCAAAAUCUCAACCUGAUGCUAUUCCUUCUGUAGUACAACCAACACCAACCAAGACACAGCCAAUUCCAAAAAUGGCACAAUCAAGAUUUCUCACUCCUGCCCAAGUGAUUGAUAAGUUAAAACUGGAUGGUGUGAGAAAAUCCAAACUCACCCUCGAUCAGACCAUUAUUCUUUCUCUCUUUGCUGGUGUUUUCAAAGGAAUUGCUGGUUCAAUUUCAAUGAUAAUUGGCGGGAAUAAUCCUGAAAUGCAGAAAAAUAAUCCUGGAGCUCAACAGUUAAUGUUUGGAAUUGUCUUUCCAAUAGGAUUGACUUUAACCAUCAUGAUGGGUGCUGAACUCUUUACAGGAAACUGCAUGGUUCUAGUUUUGGGUUUACUCUCUAGAAAAUGGGCUACCAAAAAGUUUAUCAAACACUAUUAUCACUUCUCCAAGAAUAUUCUCCUUUCGUUUACUUUCAACAUGAUUGGUGCCUUUCUAGUUUCGUAUUUCUUUGUCUACCAAACUCAUUUAAUGUCUCCAAAUGAUCCAGAUGCCCCCUAUUGGAUCAAAUAUGCAAUGAAACUUGCAGAAACGAAAUGUUCCAAAACUUUCGGCUCUUUAGUCUUGAGUGGAAUUAUUUGUAACAUGUUAGUGACCAUGUCCAUCUUUAUAGCCAAUGCAGCAACCAGUAUUGAAGCAAAGAUUAUUGGAUUGUGGCCUGGAAUUACUGUUUUCGUUGCAUGUGGUUGGGAUCACUCAGUUUCGAAUAGUUUCUUCAUUCCACUUGGAAUGCUGUAUGGAGCUAAUGUUUCAGUUUCUGAUUUCUUGAUUGGAAACUUACUUCCAGUCACAAUUGGUAAUAUCAUUGGUGGAAGUUUUGUAAUUGCUGGUCUAAUGUACUUUGUAAAUGAUUUUCGUGCAAAGAAUAAGAAACUUGUAUUCGAAAGUAUUUCCAAGAUUUGGAAACGAACUAAACAAGCUUCACAAUCUGUUAAUUCCUUUGCCAUGAGUCGUUCCAUUAGUGAAACUGAACUUGAAAAUUCUAAUGAAAAAGAAACUUUAAUAUGA
Messenger RNA from Naegleria gruberi, 1200 nucleotides. RefSeq lists its product as uncharacterized. The coding region runs from base 1 to 1200 and encodes 399 amino acids. NCBI's taxonomy places the organism in Eukaryota, Heterolobosea, Eutetramitea, Acrasida, Naegleriidae. The record is from RefSeq and is a predicted model, not a curated record. Gene Ontology annotation, cellular component: membrane. The transcript has 2 exons. Gene Ontology annotation, molecular function: high-affinity secondary active nitrite transmembrane transporter activity. Gene Ontology annotation, biological process: transmembrane transport; nitrite transport.